AGCGUCAUGCACAAGUACCUUGAGAAAAACGGCGAUGUAACAUUCGAUAAAAUAUUCAAUCAAAAACUAGGAUUUCUUACCUUUCGUGAUUUUUGCGAGAAUGUCUGUGAUGAAUCUGUGCCGCAGCUCAAAUUCUACGAAGAGAUAAAGCGCUAUGAGAAACUUGAAACUGUGGAAGAAAGGAGGCAAGCGGCACGAGAAAUAUAUGACAAUUUUAUAAUGAAAGAACUUCUUUCUCAUACGCAUAAUUAUUCUAAAGACUCUGUAAAUUAUGUACAAAAAUACCUGAUGCGAAACGAAGUUCCGGUGACGCUCUUCCAACCGUACAUUGACGAAAUUUACAGCCACCUCAGAGGGGACAUUUUCCGAAAGUUUAUUGAAAGUGAUAAAUAUACCCGUUUUUGCCAAUGGAAGAACCUCGAGUUGAACAUACAGCUCACUAUGAACGACUUUAGCGUGCACCGAAUCAUUGGCAGAGGAGGCUUUGGCGAGGUGUACGGCUGUCGGAAGGCCGACACAGGGAAAAUGUACGCAAUGAAGUGUCUCGAUAAAAAGCGCAUCAAAAUGAAACAGGGAGAGACGUUGGCGCUGAACGAACGUGUGAUGCUCAGUCUGGUGUCCACCGGAGAGGACUGUCCCUUCAUCGUCUGCAUGACCUACGCCUUCCAAACGCCUGACAAGCUGUGCUUCAUACUCGACCUGAUGAACGGCGGCGACCUUCACUACCACCUCAGUCAGCACGGAGUUUUCACCGAACAUGAGAUGAGAUUCUACGCAGCAGAGGUCAUCCUCGGUCUGGAGCACAUGCACCGGCGUUUUGUCGUCUACAGAGAUUUAAAGCCUGCAAACAUUCUUCUCGACGAGCACGGUCACGUGCGAAUAUCUGAUCUCGGUUUAGCGUGUGACUUUUCAAAAAAGAAGCCUCAUGCAUCAGUAGGCACACACGGCUAUAUGGCGCCCGAAGUGCUGUCAAAGGGCACAGCUUAUGAUUCCAGCGCUGAUUGGUUUUCUCUAGGAUGUAUGCUCUACAAAUUACUCAAAGGGCACAGUCCAUUUCGCCAGCACAAAACAAAGGACAAGCAUGAGAUCGACCGAAUGACGUUGACAAUGAACGUCGAACUUCCGGAUUCUUUUUCAACUGAGCUUAGGACACUUCUCGAGGGACUGCUUCAUCGAGAUGUCGACAAGCGACUCGGCUGUCGAGGAAGAGGAGCUGACGAAGUGAAGGAGCACCCCUUCUUCAAGGGCAUCGACUGGCAGUUGGUGUACCUGCAGAAGUACCCACCGCCCUUAAUUCCACCGCGAGGUGAAGUGAACGCCGCCGACGCCUUUGACAUUGGCUCUUUUGACGAGGAGGACACCAAAGGCAUCAAACUGAGUGACAGCGACCAGGACCUGUACAAGCACUUUCCCGUUGUGAUCAGCGAACGGUGGCAGCAGGAGAUUUCUGAAACGGUCUACGACGCCAUCAACUCGGAGACGGAUAAGAUUGAGCUGAAAAAGCGUGCCAAGUUAAAGAACAAGUUUGAAGAUGAAAAAGAGAGCGACUGCAUUCUGCAUGGCUACAUCAAGAAACUGGGUGGACCCUUUGCCAGUGCCUGGCAGAACCGAUACGCCAAGCUGUAUCCCAAUCGACUGGAGUUGCACUCGGACUCAUCCAGCACUAAACCAGAGCUCAUCUUUAUGGACCAAAUCGAGGGCAUCUGCUCUGACUACGUGCAAGUGAAGGGCGAACAAACGAUUGUCCUCAAAAUGAAGGGCAUGGAAAGAGAAAAGGAUGCUCGCAUUGUACUCACCAAUACGGAUGAAAUUGGCCUCCGGGAAUGGCUGCAGUCGCUAAAGUCCACCCACAAGGACUCCCUCGAGAUGCUGUCAAACAUUGCCAAGAAAGCGACCAAAAUCUACGGCGCCGAGAACCGCACUCUGGCCAUCAUCACUGGCCAUUCUCCCAUUGCACUGAUAUCUUCCCAUGUCUCUCACCUCUUCACCUGUACUAUAAAUAAACACACACUCUUUUGA
Messenger RNA from Rhagoletis zephyria (snowberry fruit fly), 2019 nucleotides. NCBI's taxonomy places the organism in Eukaryota, Metazoa, Arthropoda, Insecta, Diptera, Tephritidae. The record is from RefSeq and is a predicted model, not a curated record.